CGGGACUAGAGAAGCGGUUCUCCCCUCUGUAGUGGUCACCAGCGAGGCCGCAGUUCAAGUGCUGCAUCCAGUUAUGGUCUCCUCAAUUCAGGAACGACACUGAGGUGCUGGAGCAUGUCCAGCGAAGGGCAACAGAGCUGGAGAAGGGUCUGGAGCACAAGUCUGUGGUCAAGGCGAGCCUGGCGAGCCAGUGAGCUGCUACAGCUUUGUGAGCAAGUGUGAGAGCAGCUGGGACAGGGAAGUUGACCAGCUUGGUUGAAAUCUGUAUUUAUACAGUACUGUGUCAUAAAAAAAACCCUGACAUAACAGUACUGGAAAGUCUGCAAGAGUCAGAAUGUUGGAGCAAGACAGGAAGGAAGUUGGAUCCCCAGAGCAUAUGCAACUACACUAACCAAGAUACAUCCAUUUCUCUGAGUGUCAUCACAGUUAAAGUCUUUCUGAAAUUCCAUCAUCAUUUAACACAUCGCCAUGUUGGCUCACACUGGUAUUUUUUUAGCCCUACCUAAUGGUUUGAUCAGAGAAGCAAAGGAAGCAUAGAAAAGCUUUGUGUGUGUGCCCAGUACUCUCUAAAGUGAACUAGACUACAGUAAGUGUGUUUCUGUCAUCUUCAGAUGUGUGCAGUGUGGGUAGAAGAGGUUACAGGAAUAGUAAUAAUUUAUCUGCAAGAUGAAUUAGUUAUUAGAAUGCGCCUGAAAAGUCUUGGAUGCAGUUGUACAUAGGAGACUCUAUAGAGGGAAGUCCUGGGAAAUACAUGAACAGUGCUUAGUCCUGAAGAAAUAACCAAAUGCACAGACCAGGAUGAAAAGGAGAUCAUAAUAUUUUAGCCUUUUUAGAGAACAUUAACUUACCCUAUACAGCUAAGCCAGCAUGAGUCCAUCCCCACUGGAGCUGUGUUUCCUUUAACUACUGUUGUCUAAAGUUAAACACAAUAGCCUUGACAUAUAAGCUCAUAAUGUCUCCAGUGAACAGCAAAGGACUUUGAACACUUUUUGUCCCCAGUGACCAAUACUGAGUCUGAAAGAAAAAAAGAUAAAGCCACUUUAUGUAAUUUAUCAUCAGUAUUGUAUUUCUAUUCGAAACAGACAUUAGAAAUGUCUGCUUCUUCUUAAAGAAACAGAAUAUAAGCAGGAAAUAUUUAUUGAUUUACUGGGGGGGGGAGAGGUUUCCCCCUAUAAAACCUUAGUAAGGAAAGAAAAGUAUUUUAAAAUUUAGCUUUUGAAAUGAACAGCAGAUACCUACAAGAAGAACAUGUCUGUUGUGCAGCUGACAGUACAGGAAUAACCAAGCAAUUUUUAUCAUCUGGUAUCUGUACAUAAAGCAAUAGUACUGUCACUAGAGAACUUCUCAGAGUGUUUGUGGAGGAGGCACAGCCUUUACAGGUAAUGUGCAUACUGGUACAACAAGUUAUGCUAAACACAUUAUUCCUUCCUUCUGCUAGAAUGCAGUCACUUUGGAUUUUUACCUAAGGAGACCAGGCUUGCAAAAUGUUUUGGUUUUUUCUACUUCUCUUCUUUCUUCCUUCUUUCUGUCUUUUGACAGAUUCCUCCCUGCCCCUAAUAAAUGUUGAAGGCACUUCUCAAAUUUCAUUGCAACUGGCUGAAGGAAGCAAGUCUCAAACAAGUUUGCUGCCAUGUCCUUCAUGCAGCUUCUUGCAGAGCAGAGAGAUGCACAUCUCUAUCCUUCUGGGUGCAAGCCUUCAGCUCACUCUGAACAGGAAGCUUUUGUUUGAUUUGCUGGCUGGAUAAUCAGAACAUGCAGCUCAAAGUCAGCUGGAGUGUGCACACCCUCAUGCCCUGGCCUCGUGGUGAAAACAUGAAGCAGUAGAACUACUGUGUGGGAGGAAAGCUAAGGAAUCAGGAGCAGGCAAGGAACAUGAGACUAGAGUAAGGAUAUUUUGACAGUGAUGCACAGGGCACAAAUAACACAACUCCAUAAGAAAUGAGGCUUCUCAGUUCAGCAGCCCCCAAGACCGUGAAUUUCUGCUCUGCCUGCACAUUGUGCAAGUAUCUAAACAUCACCUGCCUAGCUGGUCCUGCCUCUCACACUGUUUAUGAAAAGCAGGAGCUGUACUUGAUCUCAGGCAAAGCACAACAAAAUAUUAUCCCCAUUCCCUUGCACAAAUGCUCAGUGCCAUCAAGGCUGUCAGAGCGGAUAGCAGAGGGGAAAGGUGCUUUGGCAACAGAAAAUACUCGGAUCUGAGCAGCUGGCCUGAACCUCCACUACUUAGAUAAAUCCUCACCACAAGAUUUUUUUGUGGUUAUAGUUUUUAAGUCCUAUCCUAUUAUUGUACAGGCUGAAUAAUUUCAUAAGUUACUAUUUUUCUGAGCAUUUCAGGUUGCAGUUGGGUUACUGCACAAGCAGUCUUGUCCCCACAUGUUCAUCUCUGCUUUCCAGACCCCUCCCUGCUAUGCUGACAUAGUCAUAUGGUGUGGGGAGCUGAUGAGAUAAAGUGACUUGGCCAAGAAAUAAUCUGCAAUAAGAAAAGGUUUGUUUUUUCAGCCAGAUCUGUCUCCCUUAUGCUCACGCACAGCAGGAGACAGCACCAUGAUAAGAAUGAAGUAGUCAGGAAUGACAGGCUUCCACUGUCGUUCUGUGCCACAGCCCUCAGAUCACUUGAGGCUCUUCCCACUCAGUCUUUUGGGUCCAACAGAAGCUGUUUUAAAGAACUAAUGUUUAAGGAUGAAAGUUGCCUGAAGAGCGUGUGCAAGUGACUGAAGUGAGAGCAGGGAAGCCUGUACAGAAAUCACACAAAAAAUUACACAAAAUUUCAAUUACUUAACUAUUUAUUCCCAAUGAAGAGGCCCUCUGGCCCAUUCUUUUUCAUUUAUUAUCCCAAAUUGUUCUGCUGGCUGAAACACCAUCUGAAAUGUAGUACUGAGUGCAAUGGGACGUGUUUCUGCUGAUGUUGCUCAACAGUCACUUUCCCAUUUGCUCACUGACACAGAAGUGGAAAAAAUAUUUUUUUCCUCACAAAUUCUGCAACUCUAAUCCUGGGAAGAACAUAGUAAUGGACCUCUUAGGAAUGUAUGAUCUCUGUCCCACCCCUAGUACUUUCAUAUACCCUUCUUUCUCUGUUCUGUUCCAGGAUUUGUGGUUUUUCCAAUGCAUCAACUUUUGAAGGCAUGAGAGUAUUUAAGUGGAAGGCUUGGACAACUUGUGCAGGUUUGGCAGCCACUGCCCCAGUGAUACCUUGCUAUCCAGGGAGGAGCAUGCACUGGAACUGAAGGAUUGAGGGACGAACAGCACAGGAGUGCCCUCCUUCUGCAGCAGUUAUGUUACACCAGGCCUGGCAGCUCUGUGGGAGGUGGUGCCGCUGGUCCAGCUCUGUUGUCCAUCUUAUCAUGCUGACUGUGAUGACGUUCGGGGUGGUUGCCCCUUUGAUUUGCCACCGGCUCCUCCACUCCUAUUUCUAUUUGCGGCGCUGGCACCUGAACCCUAUGAGCCAGGAGUUCCUGGAGCACAACCAACAGGAGGGACAGGAUGCCCUCCAUUACUUCGAGAAGAUGCAGAUACCAAAUGCCUCUGAGGCCUCUGGCAGUGAUGCCUUCCAGCCCUUGCUGCUGAUCACCAUAAUCACUGUGCAGAGGCGGUAUGAUUUCCACUAUGUCCUGCAAGUGGCCUCCCGCUUCCACCGCCUCCUCCAGGAAUGUGGUGCACGCUGCCGGAGCCACCGUGUGCUCCUCUGCAACGUGGAGUCAGACCCCAGUAGCCAUCAGGAUGUCAGGUUGCUGAGCAGCUUCUUUCCUAUGGUCAGUCGUGACAGAACUGGAGAGAACCCUGACUCCAGAGUGAACCAGUUUGAGAAGGAGAAGCAGGACUAUGUCUUCUGCCUUGAGCAGUCCCUGUUAUCAUACAACCCACAGUACAUCCUUGUAGUGGAAGAUGAUGCUGUGCCAGAGAAGGAGAUAUUCUCUGUCCUGCAGCACCUCUUCUUGGCCCGGUUCUCCAAACCAUACCUCAGAGAUGCUCUCUACUUCAAGCUGUACCAUCCUGAGCGGCUCCAGCGCUACUUCAACCCGGAGCCCAUGAGGAUCCUGGAGUGGUUGGGCCUGGGCAUGUUGCUGGGGCCGGUGCUGAGCUGUGUGUACUCAUGGGCACUGAGGCGGCCUAGCCCCAGCUGGCUGCUCAUGCUGUUCUUUGCUCUGUACAGCAUGGCCCUGUCGGAGCUGGUGGGGCGGCACUACCUGCUGGAGCUGCGCCGCCUGCACCCCGCGCUCUACAACGUGGUGCCAGUCACUGAGUGCUGCACCCCAGCUAUGCUCUUCCCGGCUCCCUCUGCCCAGCGUGCCUUAGGUUACCUGCAGGGGCUGCACUGCCGGCAGGGAUUUGCUAAGGACACUGCCCUCUACUCCCUGCUGUGGGCCAAGGGGGAGAACGCCUAUGUGGUGGAACCCAACCUGGUCCGGCAUGUGGGAAUGUAUUCCAGCCUCCGGCUGAACAGCAACCCGAAGCUGCUGUGAUCUGUGCAUGCCUUUCCAGACACAAAAGCCAGGGAACUUGCCACUGGGCAGAAGGGGAAAUGUGCAAACUGGGAUAUUGUGCUGCUUGCACCGGGCUUCCUGUGCCUCCAAGUGGACAAAGAAUAACUCUCUUUAAAAAAAACAAAACACAAGGGUCCUUGAAAAAAUAAACUUAUAUACAUAUAGACCCUAUUUAGUAUAUACCAUGCACCACCUGGGAGGGGAGUGGAUGAUCCCAGCAGAAGGUGUGGGUUGCCUACUCUCCUUAACUGUUCUUAAAGAAAAGCUCUCACACCAACACACACAGCUAUCCUGCCUACUCUCUUGUACACUGAUUACAAAAUUUGCCUUAGGGCAACAGAAAUGUAGGACAAAGUGAAUGUUUUAAAUUUAAGCUAAUGAGGAAGGAAGGGCCUUACUUCCUCAUCCUUACUAAGGUCUGAUCUCUGACCUCUGUCUGUUUCAAAGCUGUGGUUUUGAGCAGACCCUUCAAAAGCAGAAGUGGUUUACGGGAACUUCCCCACAAAUUCUGUCUGGAUACUUAAAGUUUUAUGAAGCCUCUAUUAGUUACUGUUUCCCCCUGCAGAUCCUAUCUGCGCCUCCACCCUUCCCAUUCUUUUUGCUCAGACCAGACGCUCUUAAAAAUAAAGCCUCUGCUGCUC
This is a messenger RNA of Neopelma chrysocephalum (saffron-crested tyrant-manakin), 5122 nucleotides long. RefSeq names its product transmembrane protein 246 (gene PGAP4). The transcript has 4 exons. Gene Ontology annotation, molecular function: glycosyltransferase activity. Gene Ontology annotation, biological process: GPI anchor biosynthetic process. The record is from RefSeq and is a predicted model, not a curated record. The coding region runs from base 3273 to 4460 and encodes 395 amino acids. Lineage: Eukaryota; Metazoa; Chordata; Aves; Passeriformes; Pipridae. Gene Ontology annotation, cellular component: Golgi membrane.